AUUACUUCCUGUUAAGUCAACUGUGCCGCAUUUACCCUUUCAUUUGGGCAUAAGAGAGGGAAAAAUGGAAAAAAAAAUAACAAAAAAAAUUUUCUUUUCCUCUUACUCUGCUCUUCUGUCAAGCAACAUGGAUUCCACACCUCACCUGGAAUCCCAAUUCCCGGCCUAAUCAUAUCCCAUAAACCCUAAAUUCACAAUCCCUCUUUCAGAAAAAUCUCAAAAAACAAAAAAAAAAAUCUGUUCUUUUCUUAAAAAAUCUCCUCCUUUUCUUGUCUUACUGUCACAUCUGUUUUCAGUGUGUUACAUCUUACCUGGGUGUUAUGCAUAGAUCUGGAGCAACGAUGGCGUGGAACGUUUUCAAGUUUUGUACAGCUCUGAAGGGUCUGGGCUCGAUCAUGAUCCUGUUGGUUUUAGCUGUCGUGGGUGUCACAUACUACUCUGUCGUUUUGAACAAUUAUGGCCCAGCUUUGUACCAUGGCGGCCUUGAUUCCCUUACUGCUGUUCUUAUCUUGGUCUUGUUUCAUUGUUUGUUGGUGAUGCUGCUAUGGAGUUACUUUUCUGUUGUUUUGACUGAUCCGGGUAGUGUGCCACCUAACUGGAGGCCAGCUAUGGAUGAGGAGAGAGGGGAGGCUGAUCUAUUGAAUGGUUCAGAGUUCAAUGGUUUGCAGCCAGACCCAUCAAAUCAAAGAAUUCGAUAUUGUCGGAAAUGCAACCAGCUGAAACCACCCCGCUGCCAUCAUUGUUCUGUUUGUGGGCGGUGUGUGCUGAAGAUGGACCAUCAUUGUGUGUGGGUUGUCAGUUGUGUUGGUGCACGAAAUUACAAGUAUUUCCUUCUUUUCUUGUUUUACACAUUUCUUGAGACAAGUCUCGUGGCUUUGGCCUUAUUGCCACAUUUCAUAGCAUUCUUUAGUGAUGGAGAAAUUCCUGGAACUCCUGGCACCCUUGCGACCACUUUCCUUGCCUUUGUUUUGAAUCUGGCAUUUGCAUUGAGUGUCUUGGGGUUUUUGAUCAUGCACAUAUCAUUGGUGGCUGCUAAUACCACCACUAUUGAGGCAUAUGAGAAGAAAACUACUCCAAAAUGGCGUUAUGACAUUGGUCGGAAGAAAAAUUUUGAACAGGUGUUCGGAACAGACAAGCGAUACUGGUUCAUUCCAGCUUAUUCAGAGGAAGAUUUACGGCGGAUGCCAGCACUUCAGGGUCUUGAAUAUCCAGCAAGGCCUGAUUUUGAUUCCCAGGAGUUCUAAAAAACUAAAAGCCUCCUCGACGCGUAGAUCAUUUUCUUGUAAUCAUAGAUACGGACGCCUUGCGCAUUGUCCCCUUGUAUUCUAACAGGUACAUUACUCCACAGCUGAUUUUGCCUUCUAACUGUUCAUUCCCACAGGCAUCUUUGUUUAGAAAUAACAGUAGGGAAAGAGUGAGUGAGAGAAUACCAGGGAAAGCAGCAUAUGGUUGUGAAAAUGGUGGGUGGCAGAUGGGCUGACAAUUAAAUAUCCAGAAACAGUAGGCUUAAGGUAUGGAAUGUAAUAUUUCAUGUUGUGAUAUUAAUUCAGUUCUUGUAGAUUUGUUGUACUGAUUUAGAAAUAUAGAGAAUGCAUUUGGAUUAUCAAUUUUGUUUGUUACUGCAAAAUUAUGUGUUCAUCUUAUUAUUUUUAAUUGGUCUUUCACAGCAGCUUACAGAUUAGAUAAACAA
This is a messenger RNA of Durio zibethinus, 1690 nucleotides long. The record is from RefSeq and is a predicted model, not a curated record. Lineage: Eukaryota; Viridiplantae; Streptophyta; Magnoliopsida; Malvales; Malvaceae.